This is a messenger RNA of Coregonus sp. 'balchen', 1455 nucleotides long. Lineage: Eukaryota; Metazoa; Chordata; Actinopteri; Salmoniformes; Salmonidae. The record is from the annotation of a GenBank genome assembly.
AUGCAACCCGGAUCACCGAAAGAGUUUCUAAUCAACACGCUCGCGGACAAGCACAUCUAUCAUCUCUUCGGACUGGAUGAGACCGACAAUCAGAACAGUGGAAGCUUGAUUCAGGCGUACUACAGCCAAGAAAACCGCGUAUUGUAUCUGGUGCUUACUUCAGUUUGUGACAACCGACAGCUUUUGCGGGCGUGUGAGUCUUUGAGUACGAGCAUCGGACACUCGGAGGCGCACGAAUUCUGGAAAGGGGCGGAUAAACAGCAUUGUUUAGCAUUGCUCUAUCUCUUCUCCUUGUGCCAUGUCCUGCUAUUGGUCCAUCCUACAUGCUGUUUUGAUGUCACCUAUGACAGAUUGUUCCGUGCUGUGGAUGCACUUCGCCAGAAAGCUCUGCCACUACUACGUGCUGCCAUUAAGGAUUCCAACAUAUCCAAAGAAUGGAAGGUGAACUGCCGCCCCUGUCCCCCGCGCCUGCUAUUUGUAUUCCAGAUGAAUGGAACCCUGAGAAGCUGUGGUGGAAAUGGUUCAGAUCCUUCUGGGGGAAAUGCUGACAAGCCCAAGAAACACUCACCACGAAGACGCCUACAGCAUGCAUUGGAGGACCAGAUAUAUCGCAUUUUCCGGAAAAGUCGGGUCCUCACCAACCAGAGCAGUAAUUGCUUGUUCACUGUUCCUGCUAACCAGGCGUUUGUGUAUGUGGUGCCAGGGCCAGAGGAGGACCCAGUGGCAGCCGUCCUGGGGCAGCUGCGCUCCAACUGUGCCCUGCGGGAAAAUGACACCAACACCUCAGUAUCUGGACCCAGGCGCUAUCAACAAAUGCGUCACUCCGCUAGACAUCCAUCCUUCAAUGUAGAAAGCAGCAGCCUCUCAGGGGGGCAACUAGUGGACUGUAGUCUGAAGGAGUUCCUUUGGCAGCAUGUCGAACUGGUGUUGACCAAGAAAGGCUUUGACGACAGCGUCGGUCGCAAUCCGCAGCCUUCCCAUUUUGAGCUUCCAACGUACUCCAAGUGGGCCCAAGUGGCCUACAGGCUGCAUCAGGUCAUGAUAGCCAACACAGAUGAGGAAAGUGCCGAGCUGUCCGUCAAAGUACAAAGUCAGCUUAAAGUGUUGGAGGGUUUCCUGGAUGCAGACGCCAAGUUCUCUGAGAACCGCUGCCAGAAAGCCCUGCCGCUGGCACAUAGCACCUACCAGUCCAACCUUCCUCAUAACUAUACCACCACGGUGCACAAAAACCAACUGACACAAGCACUUCGGGUCUAUAGUCAGCAUGCACGUGGCGUAGCUUUUCAGCGCUACGCCUUGCAGUUGCAUGAGGACUGCUACAAGUUCUGGAGUAAUGGGCAUCAGUUAUGUGAAGAGCGCAGUCUGACGGACCAACACUGUGUGCACAAGUUUCACCUGCUGCCUCAGCCAGGUAAAGCCUCAAUCACUACCAUACAGAACAAACUGUUACUAUAA